GUGCCUCGGUCAGCAGACAUAUAAAGCUGACUAACAACAUUUCAGCAACAGUUCGCAGUCUUCGAUACUAGAUUCCUCUGAACAAUGUAUUCUCUUGUCUUGUCUGCUGUUCUUUGCGUCGUUGUGGCGGACACUCACAAUGGCUUCGGAGCGCCCUCUCCUCCCAGCAACGGCUAUGCGCCCCCAAGUAACACAUAUGGCACACCCAACGGUGGCUACGGAGUAGACCCUGAGAUUGCCGCUUUGGCCGAGAACAUUCCCGGGGGCGGUGUCCCCGGCGAGGACUACCCUAUCUUGGCUUCCGUGCCCGACACCGGCUUCUCGUGCGAUGCCCAGGCGGUGCAAGGUUAUUACGCCGACACUGCGCCUGAAGCCGGCUGCCAGGUGUUCCAUAUCUGCCAGGACCGCGCCCUCAGGCGCCAACAGGACUCCUUCCUGUGCCCCAACGGUACCAUCUUCAACCAGCAGUACCUGGUAUGUGACUGGUGGUUCAACGUGGACUGUUCUCAAGCUGAGAGCUUCUACUCCGUCAACGAACUCAUUGGAGUCGUUCCCGACGCCGGAUAUGCUUAUGCUGCCGCCACCAAUGGUCUUGCCAUUGGCAACGGCAACGGAUAUGGAAAUGGAAGGAAAUGAAAUGGAAAUGAGAAUGGCAAACGGUUUUCCCACUUUCAUGGAAAACAUUUCUACAGUAUUGUUGUAAAUAUAUCUAGAUAUUUAUUAACCAAUGUUAAUUCGAUAAUUGCCUAGCUCAAAUUUGGCAUAUUUGCCAUAUUAUCUAAAGGCACCUGCACCGUAUUAGAAUAAACACGAAAAAAACA
Molecule: messenger RNA, 821 nt
Organism: Penaeus monodon (black tiger shrimp)
Lineage: Eukaryota; Metazoa; Arthropoda; Malacostraca; Decapoda; Penaeidae
Exons: 3
Coding region: 85-636 (183 amino acids)
Cellular component (GO): extracellular region
Molecular function (GO): chitin binding
Source: RefSeq, a predicted model, not a curated record